Molecule: messenger RNA, 2434 nt
Organism: Sebastes umbrosus (honeycomb rockfish)
Lineage: Eukaryota; Metazoa; Chordata; Actinopteri; Perciformes; Sebastidae
Gene: aplf
Product: aprataxin and PNKP like factor
Exons: 11
Coding region: 183-1685 (500 amino acids)
Biological process (GO): double-strand break repair
Cellular component (GO): site of double-strand break; nucleus
Molecular function (GO): DNA-(apurinic or apyrimidinic site) endonuclease activity; 3'-5' exonuclease activity; protein binding
Source: RefSeq, a predicted model, not a curated record
GGCGCCUGACGUCUACUGCGCAUGCGCCACUGCAACCAGGAAGUUUUGAAUCCUGCAGCUGACAGCAGCCAAAGUUGCUUUCUGUGCUGUGAAGAGGAAUAAGUAUCCAGUGUGCGUCCACAACAGUUCCUCCAGUGAACGGGGGGUGAAGAAGCUUACUCCAGUCCCGCCCUGCUGAGCACAUGUCCGGCUCCGGCUUCGACCUCGUCCCGGUGGACGGUGGAGGUGGAGGGGCUCCCAUCCACCUGCCGCCGGGGGAGACGGUGCUGGGCAGGGGGCCCUUACUGGGAGUCAACGAUAAGAGAGUGUCCAGACUUCAUGGUCUGCUGGAGAACCUGAACGGACAGCUGCGUCUCAAACCGACCCACCUGAACCCGUGCUUUGUUCAGUCGUCCCUGAGCGACGACCCUCGACCUCUGCAGAGAGAUUCCUGGUACCUUCUUCAUCAUGGAGACUUGUUCUCUCUGCUGCCAGGGCAGUACAUCUACGAGGUGGUGGCCGUGGGCGGAGAAGACCGCACUCCCAGAAACAGUCAGAUGUUUGAAGAAGAAGAAGAAGAACUUCCUGUUUCUCCCGAGCCAGAUGUGGCGCCACCUCCUCCUCCUGUUGGACAGACUCCACCUCACGAGGAGCCGACACCAGCAGCUCUGUCCAGCCAGGAGGAAGCCGCCAACAGAAGUUUAAACAAGGGAGACUCUACACAACCAAAAGAAGAAGAGAAAGAGGACCAAAGUGACGUCACUCCAUCUGUCACCAAGAGAAGAGUGUUACCUGCGUGGAUGAUGGCGGCUGUAGCAGCGACACACAGUGCUUCCUCCUCAUCCUCCAGCCCGAAAGCUGUGAAGAGAAGUAAAGGAGCUUCAACCAGCACUAAAGGAGCCGCAGCCAAACGGGCCACGCCCACCAAGACCUCCUCACCUGAGGAGGCGGAGCUCAGCGAGGAGGAGAGGCCGAAGAAGAGGAGAAGGAAGAUCAAAAGUGAUGAAGAAGAGGAAGCAGCUCAGUCUAAAACAGAUGUCCCUCCAGAGCCCUCAGUCAGGCUUCAGAGUGAAUCCAAGAGGUCUGAGAUGAGCGACGAGUCUGACGGCUUCACCAUGGAUGUGGACGAGGAGGAAAGAGGAGGAGAGACAUCUACAGCGCACAUAAACACCACGACACGGACGAAUAAAAUCAGCCAAUCUGAGAACGAGGACAAGAAGUCGAAAAAUGGACAACACACUAAACGAGGAGCAGCGUCUGUCGUGUCGAACAGCGGCUCUGCAUCCGCAUCCGGAUUCAGAGAGCCGUGUCCGUACGGGAAGAGCUGCUACAGGAGGAACCCGGCCCAUUUCCAGGAGAGCAGUCACCCCGGUGACACCGACUACGAGGAGGAAGAGGAGACGCAGGAGGAAGACCGGCCUGAGUGCCCCUACGGCACCGACUGCUACAGGAAAAAUCCUCUUCACAGGAAAGAAUACAAUCACACAAAGAAAGCAGCUCGCACUACACGUACCGUCCCCAAAAAGAUUGAUGAUGAUGAUGAAGACGACGAGGACUUUGGGGAUGACGACAGCUUCAUAAACGACGACAGCGAGGACGCGGGCGAUGACUCAGACUACGCGCCUCCCGUCUCAGAUGACAGUGGUAAAGAGGACAUCAGAGGACUGCAGAAGGAAGCAAAGGCCUUUACGAAGAAGAGGAAGUAGAUACAGACCUCUGUUUUCUUUUUGUUGUUUGAUUCACUGCUGCAGCAGCUGAGGCCUCAACAGAUUCAUGUACGGGUGGGAAACAUUCCAAAACACACCGAAGAUGUUUGGAUCUAAGUUGAUUGAAUCCUGCCUAAAAGUGAAUUAUAAGCAGCACUUUGAGCUCUGUGGCCUCCCGUCUGUUUACCAACAACACAUUUAAAGAUUUCCGAGUUUAUAUUUUCUUUUCAACGUUUGCUUCCAGCUGCCAACAUGCAAAAGCUGUCAGGUGUCUUCGCAGGUGUCGUCAUAGCAACCUCAAACACAACAGUGGACUGCGGUAAUUCGGGCUAAUUAAAGCAAAUAGGUUUUUGAAUGAAAAGCAUGCCUCAUGCAGCGUAACGCUAAUUUAAAUUGGGGAAUGUUCCCAUGACAUCGGUUCUGGCUGUUUACUGAAGAUGCAAAACACACGAGUUGAUUUGACAAACCACUAAGUGUUUGUUCUGAACCAUUGAAAACACUCCGACAUAGUUUCUGAUCAGCACUCAGCUGCAGUAUGUAAGCAUUAGUCCAAACUGAACCUUUUUCAUUGUAUGUUUUAUCAGAUUUUUUAUUUUCAUUUAGAUUUUAUUUCAGAUAAAAGCUCCAUCUGUUCCUGUUUGGGAUUGAUUCUGCUCAUGUAAAUAUGUAUGUUUUAGGAGUAGAUGUCUUAUAAUUGUUGCUCUAAUUUGUUUUUCUUACAUUAAUUGAAUACAUUUGAUGAAAACAAA